Messenger RNA from Syngnathus typhle (broad-nosed pipefish), 2017 nucleotides. It is a transcript of the gene riok2, whose product is annotated as RIO kinase 2 (yeast). Gene Ontology annotation, cellular component: preribosome, small subunit precursor; nucleus; cytosol. The coding region runs from base 111 to 1664 and encodes 517 amino acids. The transcript is spliced from 10 exons. Gene Ontology annotation, biological process: maturation of SSU-rRNA; protein phosphorylation. The record is from RefSeq and is a predicted model, not a curated record. Gene Ontology annotation, molecular function: protein serine/threonine kinase activity; ATP binding. Lineage: Eukaryota; Metazoa; Chordata; Actinopteri; Syngnathiformes; Syngnathidae.
CGUACUUCCGUAAAUCUACUUCCGCUAUGUCCAUGUGUUUACAAAAAAAUAUGUGCGACGUGUUUUGACUUAUUUCAUCCAAUUAUUUGACACAGACAGGCGUUUAAAACAUGGGCAAGCUGAAUGUGGUGGUGUUGAGAUACUUGUCUCGAGAUGACUUCCGUGUGCUCACUGCGGUUGAGAUGGGAAUGAAAAACCAUGAGAUUGUUCCAGUGAGUCUCCUCUCUUCCAUCGCCAGCCUCAAACACGGUGGAUGCAACAAGAUCCUCCGAGAGCUGGUCAAACAUAAACUUGUGGUCUACGAACGCGCAAAGACUGUGCAAGGCUACAGGUUAAACUUUGGAGGAUAUGAUUACCUAGCCCUCAAGACUUUGUCUUCACGAGAUGUUAUUGCCUCAGUUGGAAACCAAAUGGGUGUAGGGAAAGAGUCAGAUAUUUAUAUUGUGGCAAGUCAGGAUGGGGAGCAGUACGCUCUGAAGCUUCACAGAUUAGGUCGCACCUCAUUCAGAAAUCUGAAGAAUAAAAGAGAUUACCACAAGCACAGGAAAAACAUGUCCUGGCUGUACCUCUCUCGCCUCUCUGCCAUGAAGGAGUUUGCCUACAUGAAGGCACUCUAUGACCGAGGCUUCCCUGUACCCAAGCCUGUAGACUACAACAGACAUGCCGUUGUAAUGGAACUCAUCAAUGGAUAUCCACUGUGUCAGGUGCACAAACUGCAAGAUCCACCCGCCCUCUACAGUGAAUUCAUGGAGCUCAUCGUCAAACUGGCCAACCACGGCCUGAUUCAUGGAGAUUUUAACGAGUUCAACCUGAUGCUCGACGACCAGGACCACAUAACAAUGAUUGACUUCCCUCAGAUGGUGUCCACCUCGCACCCUAAUGCUGAAUGGUAUUUUGAUCGAGACGUCAAAUGCAUACGAGAUUUCUUUGCAAGACGGUAUAGUUAUGAGAGCGAGCUGUUCCCAACCUUCAAAGAUAUCAGGCGCUCAUGUUCUCUCGAUGUUGAGGUCUCAGCGAGUGGUUUCACUAAAGCUAUGGAGAAAGAUGCUGCAGUGUUUCAUCCAGUUGGGCCUGAGGGAGAGCAAGAGGACGAGGACAGCGACAAAGAGGAGACCGGCGAAGAAGUCGAAACCGAAGAGCAAAGUGUGGAUGCGACUGACUACUAUGAGGCAAUUUUGGAACUGGAGGGCCUGAAAGUUGGCGACACAAAUAACGAUGUACAGGAUGAAGAGGAGAGUGAAAAAGAAGAGGGGGUUAGUGAAAAAAGACAAGGGGAGGAAGAGAUAAAUGUUGAGGCCAGAAGCACUGACAAGAUGGUGAAUGACUUGGAGGAAGAGCUGGAGGAUACAGUCCCUGAACUCUCAGACCUUUCUGCAUCUAACAAAGAGUUCAAACCUUUCAGAGACCCAGACAGCCUUCUACAGUUGGCAGAACAUAGGAGGAGAAGGACAGACAGUGAGGGAACAAUGGGUAGCACAGGAAGCUGCUCAACCAUCCCACCGGAUGUGGUCCGUCAAAAGGUGCGGAGACAGCUCACCAAAACACAGAAGUCAGCACAGAGGAGGCGUCUACAGAAGGGGGAAGCCAAUUUGGUUACCAAAUCUAGACGGGAGAAUGAAAACAACAUUAAAUCGAGUCUGGAGAGCGCCACCUUCUGGGGAUGAAUGCUCCUCUGGUACUCGUCUGCCUCAGGAGGGUUAUCAUGAUCACAUCUGUUAAACAAACUGUUUUGGACCAGUAACCCCCCCGUUAUGUCCAGAAUAGACAGAUGUCUGUUGUGGUCAACUAUCAGCCUACAAUUCAAUGUAAAUUAUGUGACACAAAUGCUGUCACCAUUCAAACAAUUGCUUAAUGUGUAUUUUAUGUCUUUUUCAAUCAUUAAAAAUCGAAGGAAAAUAUGCUCAUGCUGUAUUGAAAAGCUUUAAAAUGAUCAGAAGUGUUUGGAGUGGAAUUCAAAUCAUGAAAGGUAACGCACACAAAGCAAUUACUUAGAGAAAUAAACAUAGUCUCAAAAGAU